Messenger RNA from Puntigrus tetrazona (Sumatra barb), 2438 nucleotides. It is a transcript of the gene mpv17, whose product is annotated as mitochondrial inner membrane protein MPV17. The transcript has 8 exons. The record is from RefSeq and is a predicted model, not a curated record. NCBI's taxonomy places the organism in Eukaryota, Metazoa, Chordata, Actinopteri, Cypriniformes, Cyprinidae. Gene Ontology annotation, cellular component: cytoplasm; membrane. The coding region runs from base 283 to 816 and encodes 177 amino acids.
UUGAAGCGUUCACUUGCUGCUUCACACUAUCUCAAGCAUCAUGUUAUACUGUUGACUUUUCGGUAAAAUGAAUUAUAAUCAAACAUCUCUUAGCUUGUUCAGAUACAAAUACAAGCAAGACCGAAUGACUUUAAACUUAAGUUACAUCUUCGGAAGUCACUUCGUUUCCGUUUUUGACUUUGGGAGUCUUUGAAAACGGCAGCAUACCGCUUUAAUUUCAGCAACACCAACAUCUAUUAAACACUCACUGUAUCACUUCUCUGCGUGACAAGACUUUGUCACAUGGCGGGCCUUUGGAGGUCUUAUCAGGUCCUGAUGGCCAAACAUCCAUGGACAGUGCAGAUUAUAACUGCUGGAUCUCUGGUGGGUGUGGGUGAUGUCAUCUCCCAGCAGCUGAUUGAGCGCCGUGGACUGGCCAAUCACAGCGCAAGGCGCACUGCCAAGAUGAUGAGCAUCGGCUUCUUCUUUGUCGGUCCGGUAGUCGGUGGAUGGUACAAGGUGCUGGACAAACUUGUUACUGGUGGUACUGGUGGUGCAGCUCUGAAGAAAAUGCUUGUUGAUCAGGUGGGCUUUGCUCCGUGUUUCUUAGGUGCUUUUCUGGGAAUAUCCGGAGCGCUCAAUGGACUGACUGUGGAAGAGAAUGUAACCAAACUCAAGAGGGACUACAUGGAUGCCCUGAUCUCCAAUUACUACCUUUGGCCUCCGGUGCAGAUCGCCAAUUUUUAUUUCAUCCCUCUCCACCACAGAUUGGCUGUUGUUCAGAUAGUGGCUGUAGCCUGGAACUCUUACCUCUCCUGGAAGGCCAAUAAGAUGUAAUGUGAAGUUCCAGAUCGACCACUACCUCACACACGGGAACAUUUUCGUUUGUAUUUUUUUAACAGUCGAUCUCUAUUAAAUAAACGUAGUAAGAGACUCGCACAUGGGCGCUCAAAGCUUACAGAUGAAGUUUGCGCAACAAAAGCUGGCCUAAUAGCAUAAUUCAGAUAUCUGACAUUUUAUUAACCCUUACAAUUAACUCUAUUGUAAUAUUUGUGAUUACAGAUUCUGUAAAGAAUUCUACGCUUUAUUCAUACGCCUGUAUUUGUCAGUGCUUAGAUGAUGAAUUAUGGUGUAUUGAUCACUAAAAAUAGCAAGCCUGUUUGUUACAGGAUGUGACUGCAUUUUGAGUCGGUUUUUUGUAUCUUCUGUGUUCAGUAAUUAAGUUCAGGAACACGUGAUUGACAGAGGUGAAGUUAUGGGCGUUAUCUUCUACUAGGGCAUUGAUUAGCACAAUACAAUCUUUCACAGAUGCCAGACCAUUCUUUUUUAUUCAUUUACACCUACUUCAAGUGCUGAAACAUGAAAAAUUGAAAAGACAUUAUAGGAAAAAUGAUGCAUUGCUUUAAAGCACCACACAACAAUUAAAUUAAAAAACCAAAGAAUGCAAAUGUUUACAACAAAGCUUCAAGACUAGAUUUAUCAGUGGUGAGACUAAUUUCAAGUGGCAAGUCUUUCCAUAAUCUAUAGGCCCUAUAUAUUCUUCAUCACUCAUACCUUGGAAGUAUUUUAUGUAAGACAGUAAAUCUAUCAAAACGUCUUAUAUUUUCUACUAUGUCUGAAUCUUGUUAACCCAUUAUUAACUUAUCCCUAUGUACUUCAGCACAUUUAUAAACUCUGGUAAAAAUCUGUGCAGUUGGUCUGCAUUUCAAAGGAAAGGCCGCCAUUGAAACCUUGGUGUGAAUUUGCUGAUUUUUUUCUAGCAGUGUUGAACCAAUAGACCCUGCUCUUUGCUGCCCUUGCCAAUAGGAUGCAGGGCGGCUGUUCCUCAGCUUGACUGCAAUUCACAGCUUCAGUCCGCAGAUCAGCUCUUUGACUGGACAAAGCUGUCACUAGAUAACUAGUGGUGUAUCUGCUAACUGUCAUCCUUCCAAAAAAAAAAAAAAAAAAAUCAAAUCACACCUACUGUUAUUAGCCUCUAUAUAUAUUUGCUUCUUCACACUGAGCAGGAAGGUAAAGCCAUGUUUAGGAUUUUCCUUCGAGAGCGUGUCAGGCUUAUAUAAAUAUCUCGACAUGUCCAGCUAAUGCUUCGUCACUCUGGGGAAUUGACAGCGAGCCAGAAACAAUAGUCAACAGUGACUAAACCUCUGCAUCUGGCUGCUGAAGGCAUUUUUCACAGCCACUUGUUAUACUCUUGUUAUAAUUUACAGUCAGAAGACAUUUUAAUUCAUGACUACAUGACAUUGUGUACUUUACUAAUAUGAAUGCCAGUAUUACCACUUGAAGUUCUCAGAUGUACUUCUGAUACUGUGAAUUUAACUCGUAUGGGUUAUAUUCAAAUCAUUUGUGUGUGUGUGUGUGUGUGUGUGUGUGUGUGUGUGUGUGUGUGUGUGUGUACUUAAAAAUAAACCACAGCCAUGUUGAAGUGUACAAAUCCAGUUAAUAAAAAUAUAUGUACAACA